Messenger RNA from Dromiciops gliroides (monito del monte), 672 nucleotides. RefSeq names its product galectin-1-like. Gene Ontology annotation, molecular function: carbohydrate binding; laminin binding. The transcript is spliced from 5 exons. The coding region runs from base 118 to 672 and encodes 184 amino acids. NCBI's taxonomy places the organism in Eukaryota, Metazoa, Chordata, Mammalia, Microbiotheria, Microbiotheriidae. The record is from RefSeq and is a predicted model, not a curated record.
UGUAUUUGUAGGGUCCGACGCUUCCCCGAGUUACCAUCUCUGGGGUGGAGUUGGACGUUGUCCUUCGGGCGCCCAGCGCUGCCAGGAGACUCGCAGGAUCAUUUCUCACCGUCCGCUAUGCCUCAGGAAGUAGCUGCCUCUAAUUUGCACCUCCAACCCGGAGUGACCAUAAAAGUAGUCGGAGAAAUACCGAGUGACGCCAAGGAAUUAAAAUUGAACCUGGGAAAGGACCACAUUAACCUGGGCCUGCACAUGCAUGUACGAUUCAACUAUGGUGAUGACAACGAAGAAGUCAUCUACAGCACAAGGCUGGAAGGCUUUUUCGGCAAUGAACAAAAAGAGACUCACUUCCCCUUUGUGACAGGGAGCAGAGUGGAAGUUUCUAUCACCUUUGAUGGGAGGCACUUUACCAUGAGGCUGCCUGAUGGCUUUCAGUCAAAUUUUCCCAAUUUCUUUAACUUAAAUGAAAUCAACUUCUUUGAAGUUCUUGGUGACUUCAAGAUGCCUGGGGAGCCAACUCUCACCCGACGGGACUAUGCCCUUCCCUCCACAUGGUCUCCAGCCCCUUCCCGAGAAUAUCUGAUUCUUUUUCAUUCUAAAGGUAGUUUCCCACUGGCUCCCACAAUCUCUCGACCACUCGCCCCAAUCCCAUCCCCCAAAGGACAGUUUUGA